UCUCAAUAUGUCUACCAACACAAUGUCAAGCAAUCUCGAGAGCGAAACCUUUCGAGAAUUCUUCGAAAAUUGGUUGGUCGAGCAAAAUCAAUACCUGAGUGAACUCAUUUCCCUAGCGAAAGCCAACGACGCCGAUCCAACAACAUGUUCGAACGAUGUCGACAUGCUAAUCAAACGAGUCAUGGAGUGUUACGAGCAUUACUACAAGGUGAAAUCCGAUUGGAUAGACCAAGAUGCAUUGGCAAUGCUAAAGCCAACAUGGAUAUCAUCAUUGGAAGACACAUUCCUAUGGCUAGGAGGAUGGCGACCAAGCAUGGCUUUUCACUUACUCUACUCGAAAUCAGGUCUCCAACUCGAAGGUCGUCUUUCCGAGCUAAUCCACGGCCUCUCGACGGGCGAUCUAGCCGAUCUCUCCUACGAACAAAUCAUGGAAACCGACACGUUACAAAGGGCGACGAUUAAGAAAGAGAGGGAAAUAAGUGAAAAGAUGGCGAAAUAUCAAGAGACAAUAGCUGAUCCAUCAAUGGUGGAGUUGGCUCAUGUGGCGAGUGAGUCCAAAAGGGAAAGGGGAGAGUCAUCGGGUGAGUGCAUGACAAGAAUGGAAGAGCAAUUGACGGUGGCUUUGGGAAGAAGAGAAGAUGGUUUGAAAGAGAUAGUGAAAAUGGCUGAUGAACUAAGGCUUACAACGUUGAAGGAAAUUGCUGGGAUAUUGACAAAGUCACAAACGGUUCAUUUUUUCAUAGCGGCUGCGGAGUUGCACUUGAGGAUUCAUGAGUGGGGAUUGCAAAGAGAUUGUGGACGACGAUCUAAGGAACCAAAUUGAUCCAAAAAUGGUUUUGUUUUUGGAAAAUAAAAUGGUUUGAUCUUGAAAUAGUAAGGUAGGUAUUGGUUUUGUUAUUUGUGUUGUGUUCUUUGUUGUCUCAAUUCAAUAAGUUCUCUUGUUGUUGGUGGUAUGUAAUUGUGUCAUAUGGCAUUACUCAUUUUGUUUUUAUAGAGGAAUUUAUGAUCUUCAUAUGCUCAGA
Molecule: messenger RNA, 1022 nt
Organism: Cucurbita pepo subsp. pepo (vegetable marrow)
Lineage: Eukaryota; Viridiplantae; Streptophyta; Magnoliopsida; Cucurbitales; Cucurbitaceae
Product: protein DOG1-like 4
Biological process (GO): DNA-templated transcription
Molecular function (GO): sequence-specific DNA binding
Source: RefSeq, a predicted model, not a curated record